This is a messenger RNA of Actinia tenebrosa (Australian red waratah sea anemone), 1832 nucleotides long. RefSeq lists its product as uncharacterized. The record is from RefSeq and is a predicted model, not a curated record. Lineage: Eukaryota; Metazoa; Cnidaria; Anthozoa; Actiniaria; Actiniidae.
AGUUGCAUUAUUUUAGAGGCCAAUUCAAUCCAACUGGCACGCGUCGCUUCGACGACGGAUAAUUUCAUUUCCUUUUGUAGUUUCGCGAUAAAAAUCUCACUCAAAAUCGCAAGAACACUUAUCUUGGGCUCCUAUCGCAAGAGACGGCUUAGAAAAUUUACAGCCCUAAAACAAAUUCCCCUGAGUGGUAUAAAGCGUUAGACUCACCACUGAAAUAUCGGGAGAGUUCGGGAGCAUUCCAGACCCAAAACAAUAGAGUCACGAACAAGACCACGGUGACGUUAGGCUUCAGAAACCACUUUGCAAAAAGGCGGCAUUAUAUUUAUCUGAAAGCUAUGAGUGACACCGAAGUCAAAAGAAUAUUGUAGAGAGAGUUAGGCGUUGAAGAGGCUUUGAAGAGCAACUGAAGCUAAAUUUUGGAUUAUCAGUGAAGUAUACGAAUACAAUAUUUUUUUUGGUUCAAAUCCUUUUAAAAUAUUGGAGAAUUUGUCUGAAACGAGAUAAAUACAACUGCUAGGGUCAGUUCAUGAGAAAGCUGUCAACUUAAUUGUUCACAGUUUAUUAAUACAGAAGAAUACGAGACAGAUGAAGUCGGAGUGGGAGCCGUUUUACGUUGCAGUUGUCUUCUCUGAAGUAGAACGUUUUUUGAGUGACUUAGCUGGCGCAUCGUUGAGUGCAGAAUAUGAAAAAAGAAGACUAAAUCUCGAGAAAAAAAUAUCAACCGUACGAAAGAUUUCUCCUCCACCACAAUUGACAACCAAUGUUACUGAAACACUCCAACAGAAACGUCCAAGACGACUAAGAUCAUGGUCUUUCCCACCCAUGACAUCCCAGGAGCCUUUGCUGUCGUUGUCUGGGAGGAAUUACGUAAGUACUUCCACAGCGGACAGCCAAGAUGGCGGCGAAUUGGGAGUAGCUUUGUCAAAUAGUUCUUUAAAGGAUGAGAAAGAAUCUCAAGACGAGGAGGAGACGUUUGAGGAAACAGAGAUGAGCUUGUGCAAUGGAAAACGGUUUGAACGUUUACGACAGGCGUACAAUAGCGCGGUAAAGAUCCCUCCUCACCCUCGUCAGAGGUCUGCCUCAGUCCCUCACGUUUCGACUGCCAAACAAGACCACAGGAAGCCCAACCCGGAGUAUAUCCAAGUCAUCAGCAGCCUGUCUGCCUUUGUUUGCGAAAAACGAAAAGAGUGCGAAAGAAAACCGAACAAGAAGGGGUUUAAUGUUGCGUGGAGGUGUGGUGAGGAAGACGAAGGUUGAAGAUUAUCACAAAUAAGGCACUUUCGAGAUAUUAAAAUUCUAGCACGAUACCGUGGCUCUGUGGAAUAAAUGUUCCAAAUGACAUUAAACCUCAAAAAUAUCAGUAGAUAUAUUGCUGUAGAUUGGGUUGUAGCGUCGAGUGGUGAAGUGACAAUUAUUUUUAUCAAUAUUUUAUUAUUAUAUUAGGAGCGUCGUAUGUGGUACAUUAAUUUAUUCCUACCAAUAAAUGCAUUUGGUGAUUCACGUGUUUAUACCACACAUGAAGUACCAUACGACAAAGGCCUCGCAAUCAAGGCUAAAUUUUAAAUUAUCGAACGUAGUCUAUUUAUGAUUUCCAGUUCGGAAAUUGACUAAAAUUCUUCGUCGUGGAAGCUUAAAGUGAUGUAGAAUCUCGAAGCCACCGUUUGAGUGACAAGAAGGUAACUGCAGUCAAGAGAAUAUUACUUAAUAUUCUCUCGCAGCGGUGUAACACGACUAACACUGGUGUACACAAUGUGGGUGGAAUAUCACAAACCAAGGCCAAUAUAUGUCAACCGACUGUUCUGGCUAUUUAAAGACGGAUUUAUCAAGCUUAA